AUGAUUUUCAAAUUGGUUUUGUUUUACGUGAAUAUCUUUUUCUUACUUAUUCAUUUAUCCAUACAAGAUGAUAUGCUGUCCAUCAUGUUCAAAGAAUUGAAAGAAAAUACAGAGGACUCCAAACAUACAAUUAACCAGGAGCUAGCAAUUGAAAAUAAGACCAUUGAUGAUUAUGUCCAAUGUUCAACUGAACGGAAUGUCGCUUUAGCUAGCUUAAUUCAUAUACAAGAUCUGAAAGACAUUGUUGAAGAUUUCACAAUUCUAAUAAAAGCAAAAGGUGAUGAAAAUGUCUUAGAAGAAUGUGUUUCAUUGAUCUAUAAUCUGAAUGAAUUAUAUACAAAUACGCUUUUGGCAAACACUCUACAACAAUGUGAUGACUAUUCAAAAUCUAAACCCAUAGGUUUUCGUCAACUGAGAAAUAGCAUUUCCAAGUUGGUGAAACAUCGGGAAAGAUAUAAUUAUUACAACGCUGAGAAUCAAAUACUACAAAAGAUGUAUGAUUCAAUAAUGAAAAAAAUUUCAACAUAUGAUGCCGAAACAAAACAUGAAAUACCAAACAUAUUAUAUUAAUAACAGUGUCAUGCGUAACAUUAUCAAUUAAGUAACUAACUAACUAACUAACAAUUAACUCUUUUUAUUUUUUAACUGUAACGAGUGAU
Molecule: messenger RNA, 659 nt
Organism: Schistosoma turkestanicum
Lineage: Eukaryota; Metazoa; Platyhelminthes; Trematoda; Strigeidida; Schistosomatidae
Source: the annotation of a GenBank genome assembly